Messenger RNA from Penicillium cosmopolitanum, 1347 nucleotides. RefSeq lists its product as uncharacterized. The coding region runs from base 1 to 1347 and encodes 448 amino acids. NCBI's taxonomy places the organism in Eukaryota, Fungi, Ascomycota, Eurotiomycetes, Eurotiales, Aspergillaceae. Gene Ontology annotation, cellular component: membrane. Gene Ontology annotation, biological process: transmembrane transport. Gene Ontology annotation, molecular function: transmembrane transporter activity. The record is from RefSeq and is a predicted model, not a curated record. The transcript has a single exon.
AUGGUCUUUGGCAUCUUGACUGUCCCCGAGCUCAACUCUACAUUUGCCUUGAUAUGUCACCAGCGAUACUCGGAAAGCAAGAAUUCCUUGGAGCAAUCAGAAACUAAGGGCCCGGAUCUUUUCAAAGAACUUGACAAUUGUCUUGGGAACGAGCAUGCACAAACACAACUAUCGCAAUUUUUACUCUACCGCGAAAUAGCGUCCGGUCUUCUCGGUGCCGUUUCGACACCAGUAUUGAGCUCUCUGUCGGAUCGGAUAGGUCGCAGGCGAAUCCUUGCUUUUACCGCAGUAGGUCCUCUCAUAAAGGAGGUCUUACUUCUCCUUCUCCUAUGGUAUCCCGACUCGGUAGAUGUAUACUGGCUUCUCGUGGGAUAUGCCGCCGAGGGCCUUAGCGGUGGAUUUAUCGUCUCGAUGAGCACUUCACAAGCAUAUAUCACCGAUCUCGUUCUCCUUAAAGACCGAGCGAGGGUAUUUGGCUAUCUACAAGCUAGUUUAUUCUGCACUCUGGUUUUGGGUCCUAUCAUUGCGGGUGUGCUUCUUACAGCUUUCAGCUCCUUCCAGUUAAUAUUUGAGGUCGCGGUUUGCAGCCACUUACUCCUCGGCUUGAUCUUUCGCUUCGCCUUGCCGGAGUCGCGCCAAAGUUCUUCCAGUAGUAUGGUUGAUACAGAGCACCUAUCAGACGAAAACGGAAUUCGGUCGAUGUGGUCAUCACUCAAGUCGAUUCGUGCGUCGAGUAUCUCACGACGAAGAAAUAUGGCUAUUCUAGCCUUCGUGGAUUUCGUUGUCUUCGGUGUUUACCUAGGCAUCAGCCCGCUUCAGUUGGCGUAUCCAGGAUAUUUAUUCCACUGGACGCCAGCUAUCCAAAGUUUAGUGAUGGCUUUGACAUCAUCGUGGAGUGUCCUAGUGCUAAUCGUGCUAUUUCCCACGGCAAUGAUGCUUGUGCGUCGGCGUGACAGGCGAACUUCUAGUGUCUCUCUGCUCAAAUUUGGAGAGAUGGGUGCUGUCAAGCUCUGCUUGAUGCUCCAAGUUAUGGGAUACAUUGGCAUUUCUUUAGCUCGAACCCCUGGCGCUUUCAUCACCUCGUCUCUGGUUGUUGCAUCGUCUGCUCCCAUAUCUCCUCUUUUAACAUCCUGUCUUACCGCGUACGUGUCCAGUGAUCAAAUAGGUCAGCUACUUGGGAUUUUGAGCUUUUUGCAUGCGAUUUCUCGGGUUGUUAUGCCUGCUGUGAUGAAUGCUACCUACAGCAGGACUGUGGGCAUUUUCCCGGCACCGCUGUUUAUGCUUUUGGCAAUCUUUCAGGGCGUUUCAUUACUGGCAACAAUGGGUGUCAAAGCAGAUGUUGUUUAA